AUAGCUUAUGUUGAGAAGUGUUAAAACAAGUUACUAGUAUCUAAUAACAAUUUCUUACACUAUGAGACUGGCUAUAGGGAGUUUGGAAUAUAAUUGUGUGAACCCUUUCCUGUGGAGAGACCACUGUUUCUCAGAACCACUGUUUUUCUACUAAGGAGAAAGGCCCUAACAUGGCGUUGGUCUUCAGCCUGUCCACUCUCAUGUUUCUCCUCAUCACUGGGAUGGAGACAUCCAAAAGUCUAAGUCAGUGCUCAGAGUUGAAGGUAAUCCAGGUGGAAUCUGGGAAGGAUGCAGUCCUAGAGUGCUCUGUGAAGUUCAGUGCGGAAUCCCCUGGUAAUGUAAACAUAGAGCGGAUCCAGUUGUGGAGGCUGCACCAGAAUGGUAGUCACAAAGGUGAACCWGUGUUCAAAUACACUCAACAAUCCUCCAAUCCCAGGAUGCCGCAGAGACAAAAAUAUCAGCAUUCCAUGCCACCUGCCAAUGAGAAAGACAAAGUUGUGUCCCUGUUGGUCAAAGAAACCCAGCCUGAAGAUGAGGGUCCGUAUGAGUGUGUGGUGAACACUGACAGUGGAAACACAAAUUGUAACUUCAUGCUGGAGGUCACAGUACGAGACCAGCCCCAGGUUCCUGAAAAUGCUGCGAAUCAAAAGGAAAUUCCAAAGAACAGUUACAUGAGUGUGGCUGCUGUAUUUGUGGUAGUAGGCUCUCUUGCCAUUGGACUGCUGCUUCUCAAGCUGUUUCAAGCCAGAAGACUCAGACAACAUGAAUCCUUGAUACCAGAGGACUCUGUUGUGCCAGAAGAGCCUGAGGAUACAGCAGUCCCAGCAGAGCACGACCCCAGCACCAGGACAGGACUGUUUCCGUAGCGACAGAUGUAUUAUCAGGGGUGCCAUGGGCUCUCUUCCCUGUAGGUGUCAUGUCUGCUCUGUCUCUCACGUCACAUCGCUAACUGAAUGUGAAUGCUUUGCCUGGAGGAGGGAGCAAUCUGGCACAACACUAUUCUGUUCCCCCUCUGCAGGAGAAAUGGAGUGCAUGCAUUGUCCUGCUACCAAGCUAAUUGUUAACAGCAUUGUCUGUAGUUGUUAAUCACACCAGACUAUUCUUUCAUAAUUGUUUUAUAUAUUGUAACUAAAACCUGAAAUGAGUCUAUCGAAUGCACAUAUUUAGUGGACAUUGAUUUGAUAGUUAAGACACUAGUGUGAAACAGUAGCAGUGUGUGAAAUUGAUCUUGACAGAACACAUUUAUUUUGUGCAUCACAAUUUGAAUAAGUAAUUUAUUCAGAAGCCAAUAUUGUGUUUUAGUUGACAAAUGCUUCAGUGUUCCAUUAGGCCAUGUUUUUUAUUGUUACAAAGUGGGAUUCAAAUUUAUUGAAUUGUAAUUUUUUUGUCAACAAUCUACAUAAAAUACUCUGUCAAAGAUGAAUGAAAAAUAACACAAAAAUACUGUAGUGACCCGAACAGCUGUGUUAUGUAUUAUGCUGUUCGUUGGUUUUGUUGUACUUACCAGUACCCAGUGUUCGCGGGGUCCGACAUGCCAGUCAAUCUGCUAUCUGCCAACCACGGGAAUGCCUGGAAUGUUCUUGUGCCGGGCAUCCUGGUGGCUGGUGGAGCGGCAGGGGGGUGGAGCAUCGCAAGUUUAAGGCCAUGUUUAGCCAUUGUUCUCUCUCUUACGUCUGGUCUUCACAAGAGAUAGUCACGGUUGUUUUAUACGGAUAUCCUUCAUUUAUUUGGCGUGGGCUACGGCCGAACAGUAGCCUGUGUUGAGUUGGGUUAAUUAACCGUGAAUUCGUAAACUCAAUCCUCUGUCUGAACAAUUGUUCCUUUAGAAUCUAGCCAGGUCAUUACAAUACCUUUAAGUAUUCAACCCCCUGAGUCGAUACAUAUUAGAAACACCAGCUGUGGGUCUUCUUGGGUAAGUCUCUUAAGAGCUUUGCACACCUGUAUUGUGCAAUAUUUGUCCAUUAUUCUUUUCAUAAUUCUUCAGGUUUUGGGGAUCUUGGCUAGACAGCAAUUUUCAAGUCUUGCCACAGAUUUUCAAGCAGAUUUAAGUACAAAACUAACUUGGCCAGUCAGGAACGUUAACUGUCUUCUAGGUAAGCUACUCCAGUGUAGAUUUGGCCUUGUGUUUUAGGUUAUUGUCCUGCUGAAAGGUGAAUUCCUUGACCAGUGUCUGGUGUAAAGCAGACUGAAGCAGAUUUUCCUCCAGGAUUUGACCUGUGCCGAGCUCCAUCCCGUUUCUUUUUAUCCAGUAUUUGCCGACGUCAAGCAUACCCGUACCAUGAAUCAGCCACCUACAUGCUUGAAAAGUGUUUUUUUGCAGUAUUACUUUAACGCCUUGUUGCAUACACGAUGCAUGUUUUGUAAUAUAUUUUAUUCAUAU
Molecule: messenger RNA, 2380 nt
Organism: Salvelinus sp. IW2-2015
Lineage: Eukaryota; Metazoa; Chordata; Actinopteri; Salmoniformes; Salmonidae
Source: RefSeq, a predicted model, not a curated record